Messenger RNA from Anopheles aquasalis, 4688 nucleotides. RefSeq names its product ubiquitin-conjugating enzyme E2 eff (gene eff). The record is from RefSeq and is a predicted model, not a curated record. NCBI's taxonomy places the organism in Eukaryota, Metazoa, Arthropoda, Insecta, Diptera, Culicidae.
AUUCCUCAAGCGCAAGCGAGACCCGUUGCGCUCACUCACACAAUCACGCUAGGCUCUUGACUAUACUGUAGAUUGCAUUGCUUCGGAAUUUGACGAAAAAGUAGAAAAGUUCCGUGGUCGUUCGUCAGCGGACAUCGGUGGCAGGGUACAUUAAUUACACUGCUGCGUGUCGUAACUAGAGGGGAGCUACAUUCGGCCAUCAACCAACAGUGUGCGUCCUCUGUCGGUAUAUAAGUGUGUGUAUAGUGAAGAAAAGUUUACGGCAAGGUUUACAGCGUUUGCCGACUUGGGAGCAAUCUCCAAGGGCGUCCUUUUCCUCUGAUUCGUUUCUUUUGCGUAAAAGCGUAAGCUUCACCUAGCCCCAGAGGUAACACUCGGAAGGGUGCAAGCUCUACUUCUUCUUGUGUGUUGUGGGUGUACGAGGAGGGUCCAGAGGAGAAGGUGUGGUUCAGCGAAGGCUUUGCUGAGACAUAUCAGCAGCUAGCGGCACUGUCCAGCUGUGGUCGCCGUUUCCUUCUAUCAAUCACAACACAAGAACAAUUGAAAUUGUGCUGCCCGUACAAUAAUACGCCAAUCAACAAGCAACAAAUACCUGCGAAGCAGCCAGAGCACUCGCAAAACAACAGACAGGGCCUUCGAAGAGUGCGAAGCAACGCCGUAGCAGUUACCGUAUUCUUCGGGACACCAGAGUUCCGUCGAUCGAUCAUCUGUGGCAGAAGCGUAGCUGAUCAAAAAUGGCAUUAAAGAGAAUUAAUAAGGAAUUACAAGACUUGGGAAGAGAUCCUCCGGCACAAUGCUCAGCAGGUCCCGUCGGUGAUGAUCUUUUUCACUGGCAGGCAACUAUCAUGGGCCCGCCUGACAGUCCGUACCAAGGCGGCGUGUUCUUUCUGACCAUACAUUUCCCAACAGAUUAUCCAUUCAAACCGCCGAAAGUGGCUUUUACAACGCGUAUAUAUCAUCCCAAUAUUAACAGUAAUGGGUCGAUUUGUCUCGACAUUUUACGAUCUCAAUGGUCUCCCGCGCUAACCAUUUCUAAGGUGUUGCUGUCGAUUUGUUCGCUGCUUUGUGAUCCCAAUCCAGACGAUCCGCUAGUACCAGAGAUCGCCAGAAUAUACAAAACUGAUCGAGAAAAAUAUAACGAGCUUGCCCGGGAGUGGACUCGAAAGUAUGCUAUGUGAUGCGUCCCAGUAGCAAACCUAAAACCUACAACCAACUGUAGAAACAUCAAAAACAAAUUUAAAGAGAUCAACAACAACAACAGCAGCAGCGGUAUCAGUAAUCUAUACCAGGCAGAGAGUAACGCAAUCUGCAGCAGACACGACGACGGCAACGAGAGCGGAGAACACAACGCGCAUCAUCUAAAGCACAGCAUCAUGCUGUUUACUAUUUUCAAAAAGCUGAACGAAGGUCAAACUGUAGGUGUCAGUACUGAACACCUUUAUGCUUUUCCGUUUGCUUUAUGCUUUUCCGUACAAUCAACAAUUAUUUUCAUUUUCAAACGCAUUGCGUUAGGGACCCAGGCCGAAUGUUAAUGAGCAAAGAGAGUCAGUAUAUUCAUCGAAAAUUCUAUUACUAACGCACGAUAUAAACAGUUUAGGGAUGCUGAGCCUCUCAUUCAAUACAUCAGAAUAAUCUUAUACAGGGCAAAGUAAUGCAAAAUCUAUUAAUUAACAAAAGCUCCCUCGCACAGUCACUCCGCCAAAAUAGAAUCCUUUACAGUCUCCGAUUCACAUCCCAAGGAAAAAAGGUGUACUAUUAGCCGCGCGUAAAAGAACAAAUUUCCCAUAUAUGCUCUGAAUGUCAGGUCAGUCCUCCCCGAUUAUAUUCAAGAGCAAUACUAUGUGGGGAAUGGCGUGUGCUAGCUAACUAGGAAAGGGACUGCUGAGAUCACUGAAAACAAUGCCAACCUUUUUUUUUUCUUUUGUGGAGAAUUGACUAAUUCUCGAUGAAUUCUGAUCAACUCAUAUUGCGAAAAACAAACCACUCGGUCUUGCCUGUGCGCAAUUUUUUUACACAUCUUUUUAUUAAAUGAUUGACGAGCUAAUACUGUUAGACUGCUCCGUGAAGUACAUUGAAAUUAUAGGAAUGCGGCGGAAGGGAAGAAAAGAAUAGCUAGUGUUUGGUUCGUUGCUUGUAGUGAAAUGCACUCUCAAUCAAAAAUGGGUUUAAUCGACAGUGAUUAAAACGCUGGUCACGCUGUUACAUUAUUUAUUAAUGUUGCUUCCAUCUGCCUCUUAUGCGUGCGCCCCGUUCCUUAACUUCUUUCUUCUUCUUCUUCUUUAUGCUGCGCGUAUAACACUGAAUUCCAUAUCAACACGUUCAUUAAAAAAAAUCUAUUUUCGUUCAUAAGCUAAUAUUCAGUUCGCCAAAUCGAUCAUACAGCUGUUAGUGCGCGAAUGAAAAAUGUGGGAAGCCGCUUGAAUAAGAGCGGGAGAGCGGUAGACGCAUAAACAGAGAUGCCGAAGCAUAGAUAAAAUUGCGUGCUGCAAGGCCUAGCUGGUCCCGUAGCUGGUAAUGUUCGAUAUGUUUCGAGAUGUUGGUAAAAGCACCUUCCGCCCCUCCUUCCCCCCACGCUCCUUUCCCAUCCUAUAUUCUGUGAUCGGAAACCGUCAGAUUUAAAGUGUCGGUUCCGAAUCCUUUUUGCCGUUCGACUUUAUGCAAAGGGGGAGUGCGAAUCGUUGCAGAAACACGGAUGAACUUUUGCGUAAAAAGUACAUACAGUCGACGCACCUUUGAACAACCACACAAAUCCCAUAGACUUCAGGCUAAAAUAGGAGAUUAGACCAAACACAGUUCAUUCGAUGUAGGGCAAAAAUACAUAAAAGACGGGAGCAAACAAAGGAGGGGGUGGAAGUUAACUAAUAACCAAACCCAUAUUACAAACUGGAAAGCAGCAACCAACAAUAACAGAAGUGAAAUAAACUGAAUUACUGAAGGCGUGAACUACAAUAGAAGAGAAAACCUGGACAUUGAUUCAAGCAUCGCGAUAUGGUCCCUGAAAGCAAACAAUUAGUUUGAGAAAAAUUAAUCGACUAUCGCUAGUGAGAACAAGUGGGAGAAAGAAUAAAUAGCAACCUUACACACAGGGGAACACUCAAACACACCUGUCUUUAACUGUGCGAGUAACACGCAUACCUCGCGCGAGCUAUUAUAAGAGCUAUUACACUUCCGGGUUUUAAUUCCGGGUUGCCGCGUGGGUUGGGGCAACGAUUCUUGUAUGUUUGUUGCCAACGUGAAUAUGCUGGGUUUCAGUUAUUAUCCCUACCCUUACUGGACAGUGGUCGAUCGAUUCCACAAGCUCCCCUUUUGAAAAGGGUUAUGAAAGAAAAGAGAUGAAGAUAAAAAACAUGCAAAACGUUGCAAACAGGAUUGCAAAAUACGAAGCCCUGACCCUUUUUUUUCUGUCUCUUGUUUUUGGUUUAAUACUGGAUAAUGCUUAAUCCUCACCUCUUUGAGACGAUGUUUGUUUCACAUUUAUUGGUCACGGGUCAUAAUGAUGGAAGUACAGGACGACAGUCACGUGCAACUUUUGCACAAUACGCUGUGUUUCAAAUCAUCACAUUGCGAUGCGCGAUAAAAAGGAAAAGAUCGAAUGAUAAGCCAUUACCUGUCGGUUUUAAAAGAAGCCUUGAACGAUUGGCACAUGCAUUUCCACCCUUUCUACGUGGCAUGGACAGUGGGGAUCGUAUGAAUCACACAGGCUCCCCUUCCUCUCUAAUAUCUCUUUCCAUCAUCUUCAAUCGCCCGCCCAAUUUAGCAUAAAAAACUAAGCAACACAAAAUAUUGGACAAAAGAUGGAAGUACGAAAAACGCAUAUUUUAACAGUUGCUGCUAAUAGUAGAUCAAUCAUACGGGAUAACGAUGGCAACGUCGAUGAGUAGAUGUGCGUACGUGCUGCCUCUGGUGUUCGGAAAAUUGUAUCUCCGCCCCCACCCCCUCCCACCAUCCCGCUAAAGUUCUCUCAAUGUGAUCGGUUCGAAGAUUACUCGUGAAGCGCAUACGCUAGUGAUCGUCCAUUUGUGCGAGAAGAGAUGCUGCUGUUGCUGCUGCUGGUGCUGCUGGAGCUACUGUCCUUAUCGUUGUGUUACGCUGCAGAUGGUGGAAGAAGCAAAAAAAAAGUAAAAAAAAACACUAGAAACAACAAGACGGGGGGAUAAGCUCGGGGUAGGAUGGGGAACGCGAAAAGUAAAAUGACUGGCACAUAACGCAAGCACAGACACUCUCUCGCCUUCAUCGGUUCGGAAAAUCGUUCUGAUGCUGCCCGUGGAUCGCGGAUCUGGCCUCAUUUGAAUGCGAUCGAAUAGAGUAGUGCAACGCGUGUGUGUGUGUGUGUGUGUGCUUGCGUGUAAAUGCCUGUGACUGAUACUAGCGUGUUGGUCGUGCGGUUGCUCGAUUCACUGAAAGAGCCUCCGCCAGGACACGAGAAGGGAGGCAAAAGGCCGCUUGAAGUGGCUUGUAGGAGCAGGAUAAUGAGCGAAGAAGACGGAGUUGUUGAACGGUAGCGGAGACAGACCGGAAAGGGACCGAGGAAGGAAGCAGGCGUGUUAGGUGAGCUCGUAAUCAGCAAGACAACAACUAACAACACUACAGACAACACAAAAAAAAAGAAACACUCACAGGAUAUGGAAUCGUUUUUCUUUUUCUUUUCUAUAAGUCAAAUAAAUUUAAAUAAACUAAAGAAAACUCGA